Molecule: messenger RNA, 4352 nt
Organism: Nasonia vitripennis (jewel wasp)
Lineage: Eukaryota; Metazoa; Arthropoda; Insecta; Hymenoptera; Pteromalidae
Gene: row
Exons: 19
Coding region: 298-3864 (1188 amino acids)
Biological process (GO): regulation of transcription by RNA polymerase II
Cellular component (GO): nucleus
Molecular function (GO): sequence-specific DNA binding; DNA-binding transcription factor activity, RNA polymerase II-specific
Source: RefSeq, a predicted model, not a curated record
CGGUGCCAGGCGCGUCUCGUGUGUCCGUCCGUCCAAGAGAUGUGUGCGUUCGGCUCCUUGUCCGCGCAAAUGUGCCGCCGGAUUUGCGGUUAGAGUAGCGCGGCGCGCGCCUUUUUGCCAAAAACACCAUAGCUCGAUUCAUGUGCACUCGAGGUUUCUCUUCCGCAUAUUUGCGCCAACUUGUCGUUGCAUAAUAAUCGAACUGCAGUGCGGAAGGAGGCUGUGUACAGUAGCUCGCGAACACGCGGAGCCUUAUUCUCCGCACAGAGAACCAAGUCACUUGGUUCGUAAGCAGUCAUGACUAAGGGUAAACUAGUCGCUCGCUCCAUCAACAACAUGAGGUCGGAAGGGAUGACUCUCAAAAUGGAAUGCGUGGACGAGCCCCUAAGCUCGUGUCAAAAGGCAGCUAGGAUCAAACUCAAAGAGGAAUGUGAUAAGGUUACCAAAAUGCUGGAAUCCCUUGUGAAAGAGCAUGGAGGAAAAUUAAUAUGCCAAGCUGGUGUUGUCAACGCCUAUCAAUACCAACUGCCUAGUAGUGCUCCUCCCACAUCAGCUGUGGUCAAACCAAAUUCUCAAGCUCAAGUUAUCGGAGUUAAUCAAAGUGGCAACACAAAUAAUCAAACAAUAAAGUUGAAUAUGCUAAAUAGUACAACCCCUCAAGGAAAUAUUCAGCUCGUUAUGGAUCCACGCAUGGGUGUCAUUCUUGGAACUGUUGCUCCACAGCAAGGUGGGGUUGCUGCACCAGCAUCUAUGAUUUCAAAAAUUACCAAUACAACAGCCACAACGAUGAGCACUAUGACAACCUCUUCACCUGCAGUUGCUCCAAUCACUCCAGUACCUCAACAACCUUCAAUUGACAACUCCAAUACGUAUAAACUUACGAGAUCGGGACGCAAAACGAAAGUUCUUCAAAUACAACAGCCAGACAUAAUAGAAGAAGUACCUCCCCCAGCUCCUCAACCUAUAAAAAGAACGCCAAAGCCUACCGGAGCCACUCACGUGGUUCAACCAACUUCGACUACACCGCAAGGUGUUACGAAUCUCAGAAUAAAAACUCUACCCAAACAAAAUGCACAGGGUCAUGUUUUGGGUAGACCAUCGGAGCAAACGAGUAUAGGGGGUAUAGUUAUUGGUAACAAAAUAGCAGCUGGAGAAAUAAUUGACGAGACAAAAAAAAGCCUUCCGGAUGGAAGAGAAGUCACUUUUAAUAAAAUGAACGGUGGUCGAACAUAUCCGUCCCUAGUCGUAGUUGCUAGACCGAAUCUCAAAACUAAAAACAUCACUACACAAGUGGUUCAAAAGGAGCGAGCAGAAUUAGAUAUUAAGGUAAAGGGCGUGCUGAUGUACGCAGCAACCAAGUUCACGGAAUGGCUAAUUCAGCAAGGCCUUGUACGAGCUGAGCAGUAUUGCGAUAAGCAUCCGGGUCAGAAACUCAAACUCGGCAUGUACAGCGAUGCAGGUACUUUUCCCUGCUCUGGUGGUUACGUAUGGAUCUCCUCUUGCUGUCCCGAGCGCUUUGUCUCCGUUUUCUCAGGGUCAAUAUUCCAAAGCGCGCCUCACUCGCCUACUAUUUUACUGAAGCUCAUCUACCACUGGUCCUGCCAGACAAAUGUGCAGAACGUCAUAUCAUGGGUAAAGGUGACAAAUUAUUAUGUGAAGACUUUCUACGCGAUGCUUAGAAGCGUCUGCACUGCAGCUAUUUCUGAGAAAUGUAAGAAAAUGGGUGGAAAGAACUCGAUGAUACAAGUUGGAGUUAUCAGUUUGGGUACUACCUCGCAAGAUGGACACUUGAGACAGGUCAAAGUAGAAGUUUUGGGUAUUCUCGACCCAGAAACUUUAGAACUUAGGUUACGAGCCUGCGAGCCAGUUCAAGACGGCGACAGAUCCUAUAAGCGACGAUUCAAUAACAUUUUACAUCCAUUGGCGGAUUGGGUACACAAGGACUCGAAGAUCCUGACGGAUUUCACAGUAGACAAGGGCACCUUAUUUGAGAUGGGUUUCCACAACGUAACGCAGUCAGCCUUUAGCGAUCAGAAUCCGCGAAAUCUGACCAGCAACUUUCACAUUAUGGAGUACCUGAGAAAGAUCGUGCCCCGGAUGUUCCAGAAUACUUUGAGUUUGCUUAGUCGACCUAUGAUUCAACAGUUUUUGGACGAGCUUGUAUGGCGAGAGAUGUUUGGAACAACUGCUUUGAGGGCAUUUGAGAAUAUUAUUACCCAUAUUUCUGAACAAACCAAAUAUGAUCCUGACAACAAUUUCCUGGAGCGUUUGACGAAAAUUGCCGCUAAUCCUUUCGCCGACUGGUCGUACCUACAUGUCAGCGCGUCUUCGGGCAGCGUCCCAGCUCCGGUUGCGCAUCCGGUAGCUCCAAUGGUGUCAAUACCAAAGGAUCCAGCUAUUCAGUCUAGUAUCGAAGGACCGAUAGUGGACUUAGAAGCGACACAACGUCCAGGUCCGAAACGCAAUCGUAAAAGACCCAUAUCUGCGGUGAGUCCCGAGACCGUCGACAGGACCAUGUCGACACCUGAACCCAAGAUUCCGCGAGAUUCACGCCCUGAGCACGUACCAUUGCAAGAAUUUUACUAUGCCACAAUGCAACCGGAUAAAUUGUCAGCUAAUGGAAAGGAAAACAAGAUUACGUUUACUUUUAAGUGUUUCUUAUGUACGACGGUAAUGCACUCCAACACGGAAAUCAUGGAGCACAUGGUCAGUCACGUACCGCCUCUAGUGCCAGGUCAGUCGGAUUCGCCCGUCUGCCGUUACUGCUGUACUGCUUUCUCUUCAAAGCACCAGAUGAACGUUCACGUUACCGAGGCUCAUAGCAAGUUCGGUAACUCAGAUAGUGACAUGCUCGUGUGCGCAAUUUGUGAGCAAAAGUUCGGUAGCAACGGUCUCUUGAUAAACCAUUUGUCGACGAUGCACUACCCCUCGGAGAUGCCGUACCGUUGCGAAAGCUGCGGUUAUCGUACGUCAAGCCAUAAGGACGUAAUUGACCAUUACUACACUUGCCACGAAAAGAGCGACGGUCUGCAAUGUCCCUACUGCCUUAAAGUCAUUCAGUUUGUGACGGGGGUAAAUGGCCAGCCGAGCUCUUCGAGCAUACACGCUUACCUCAUGCACAUGCAGCGGCACAUCGUUCGCCGCGAAGAAAAGCUUAACAAGUGCCCGAGAUGCUGCCUUUGGUUCAAUCAGAUGAGCUCGCUGAAGUCGCAUGUCGAACUUCAUACUCAAGCUCUAGGGCCAGGAGUUGUCCCUUACACUGGAAACGACAGUACUGUAACAGUUGCCAGGUCACGCAAUGCAGUGAAACGUUAUAUAUUUGACGAUUACGCGCAUGAGAUAACGCCUACUGAGAGGGUAAAAAGGUGGAUGACCGGUCCUAUCAGACUUCACGUACCCACAGGGAGAAGUUGUCAAGAGUGCGAGGAAGACUUGGAUAUGAGAGAUCAUUAUCCUGGUGAGCUCAAGUGCCAGAAAUGUCGUUACGUUACCUGUUGCUGGCGUGCCUAUAAAGAGCAUCAGCGACAAAUCCAUAACGAAAGACCGAUGACUAGUGUCAUCGUACCUUCACCUCUGGUUAAUAUACCUCUAGAAAAGGAAAUGCAGUGUACCUGUGGAUUCUCUACUGCCGACGGAAAUGCGCUAGCUACACAUCUUGUGAAAUGUAGAAAGCGUACAGCUUUUCCUGCAGAAGAAACUCGACCAGGAAUGUUAGAUAGUUUGGGCCUCGUUCCGAAACCAACAUUAGAGGAUGAAAAAGAUAACUCAGAUGAACGUUCAAACUCAAUUUCUAUUACAAAAACCUCAAGACUCUCUCACGUAGUUAACAACAGGGAAGGCGAAAAGACAUCAAGGAACAAAUAACGUAAAAUGGAUAAUAAAAUACUCUUAUAAUAUAUUUAAGGAAACAAAGCAUCCAGCUUUUAAGAUAGAAGCUUGUCUCGAGCAAUGAGGCUGCUAGUGAGAAAACAUGCAUUUUAGGCAUGUGAGAAUUUCAAACGUAUGUGUUUUGUUUACGUGUAUAAGUAAAAGAGAACGUUUUUUAUAAAGAACCGAUAUAAGACAAAAGAAAAUAUCUUUUCUUCACAAAUUCAUUGGCAAUAACAUGCCUGCGGUAUUGAUAUUAAUAAUAAGAAAAUUGCAAAUCAAAUCAAAGAAAAAGUGUCAACUUUGUAUUCGUCGCUGAUCUUUACUCAAAAAGUUUUAUAUAUAUAUAUAUAUAUAAUAUAUAAAAAGUAUACAAUUGUACGUAGCAACUAUUUUAUUACAAGUGUGAUUCGAUCCUUUUAGACUUAAUUUAAAAUUUCAAUUGGAAUUUUUCGAGACAAAAUCAUUGUGAAAACAAAUUUGAA